Messenger RNA from Fusarium coffeatum, 3675 nucleotides. RefSeq lists its product as uncharacterized. Gene Ontology annotation, cellular component: condensed chromosome, centromeric region; nucleus. Gene Ontology annotation, molecular function: histone binding. NCBI's taxonomy places the organism in Eukaryota, Fungi, Ascomycota, Sordariomycetes, Hypocreales, Nectriaceae. The record is from RefSeq and is a predicted model, not a curated record. The coding region runs from base 1 to 3675 and encodes 1224 amino acids. Gene Ontology annotation, biological process: mitotic chromosome condensation; mitotic cell cycle; meiotic chromosome condensation. The transcript has 4 exons.
AUGGACACCGUGGACUUCGAUCUCAACGAUGCCCUCAAGCACUACAUGUCGGACCCGGCUAGCAUUGCUACGCCAGAGGCUGACGGAGCCCUCUUCGACUGCGAAAAUGACCCCGAGGCCCUCACCCUGCCAUUAGUCAACUCGGUCCUGAACCCGAUCGUCGACGCAGUCGCCGAUAACCCAGAUGCAAUCAUGCGCGCCUCAAACAUAGAUUCGCUGCAGUUUCUUCUCAAGUUAGCCCCCAUCUCCCUUCACCAAUCCCCUGAUACUACGGCUAUGGGGCAUCAUUCUGAGCUAGAAAAUCCCAGAUACACCGCACACCUCCCUACCCACGCCCUCAGCAAGAUCUUCGAUCUAGUCAUGAGCGGUUUGAGUGCAGAGGCCGACUCUGUACACACCGAUAUCGAUUCCGCCGACGAGCAGGACACGGUUGCCCACCACAAGAAACUCCUCGAGAUAUUCGGUUUCCUCCUCCAAUGGACGAUCGCCGCCGUCGAGACCAAGGCCGCCGAGAAGACGACAGCAGCACCGGUUGCUAGAAGUCGUGGAAAGCCAAAGAAGGGCGCUGCUAAGGAUAAGGAUGCGGCCUGGGACUCAGCCACGCAGCUGCAGGCAGCUCUGGAAGUUAUGUGCAAGGUCCUAAAGCUAAAACUCUCCAAGAUCUUCCUUACAACGAGCGAGCGAGAUACCUUUGUCGGUCUCCUUACUCGACCUGUAUACAUGAUUUUGGAGAGUGAGCAGCGAGUCAAGGCCACAAGUAUCAGAAUGCACUGCUUCAAGGUCCUUUGCAUCGCUGUGAAGCACCAUGGACACGCAUAUGCGGCACAAAUCAACAUUAUCCAAAACUUGACAUACUUCGAGCAUUUGUCAGAACCUAUGGCCGAGUUUCUAAACAUUUUGGCCGAGACAUACGACUAUCCUCAACUGGCUGAUGAGGUGUUACGAGAGCUUAGCAACAAGGAGUUCAACUCCAAUGAUACCCGAGGACCCAAGUCGGUUUCUUCCUUUAUCGCUAAGCUUUCGGAACUGGCUCCCCGAUUGGUGAUCAAGCAGAUGACAAUGCUUGCGAAGCAACUAGACAGCGAGUCAUACACUCUUCGAUGUGCCUUGAUUGAGGUCUGCGGAAACAUGGUUGGUUACCUUAGCAAACAGGAUGAGCGCAGUGAGAACCACAAGUCCCAGCUUAAUGCCUUUUUCGACGUGUUGGAAGAGCGAUUCCUCGAUAUCAACCCUUACUGCAGAUGCAGGACACUCCAAGUAUACAUGAAACUUUGCGAUCUUGCUCAGAAAUUCCCCAAGCGACGACAAAAGGCGGCUGAGCUUGCAUGCAGAAGUUUGGAGGAUAAGAGUAGCAAUGUCCGCCGCAAUGCCAUCAAGCUGAUGGGUACACUUAUCAAGACCCAUCCCUUCACAGUCAUGCACGGAGCGCAGCUUUCCAGAAAGGAAUGGCAAGCUCGUCUGGACAAGGUUCAGGAAGAAUUGGACGCUCUCAAGCCUCCUCCUGGUGUCCCUGGCUUUGGUGGUGACCAAGCAAACACAACCGUCGAUAACGAGCUUUUGGAUGAGGCUACACAACUGGGCUCUCCCGUGAAGCCAACGCAGAUGACCGAAGAGGACAAGGUUGCAGCCAUUAAGAAGGCUCAAGAGGAAGCAGCCACUAGCGAGGCCAUUGAGAAGCUCACCCUGACCAGAAGGUACUACAACGAGGCGCUCAAGUUCAUCGAUGUUGUCCACGACGCCACAACCACUAUCUGCCAACUUCUUGGUUCAAGGAACAAGAGCGAGGUCAUUGAGGCCAUUGACUUCUUUGAGGUUGGUGAUGCCUACAAUAUUGAGCAGAACAAGGUUGGCAUUCGACGCAUGCUUCGUCUCAUCUGGACCAAGGGCAACAGCGAUGAAGGCAAGGGUGUUCAAACACAUCUGAUCGAAUGCUAUAAGCGACUUUUUUUCGAGGCUCCCGACUCUUUCAGCUCCAAUGAUGCCGCCAACUACAUUGCGCGAAACAUGAUCAGUCUUACCUUUGGCGCAACACCAGCCGAGCUCACCUCUCUUGAGCAGCUUUUGGCGACGAUGAUGAAGGGUGGCAUGAUUUCCGAAGUUGUUAUCAACAAGUUGUGGCAAGUCUACGGUGUUCAGAAGCGUGAGAUCUCGCGCACCCAGCGACGAGGUGCUAUCAUUGUUCUGGGUAUGCUGGCAACAGCAAACCCUGAGAUUGUCGUUGGCGAGAUGGAGACCAUGCUUCGAACAGGUCUUGGUUCCCAUGGACGCAGCGACCUUCAGCUGGCCAAGUUCACCUGCAUUGCUUUGAGACGAAUCAACCCUACUGGACGACAGGAAAAGGACUCGCCAGUUAAGUUCUCACGAUUGCCCAACGACCAUGCUGUGUGCGUGAGACUUGCUGCCAUCACUGAGGUCCAGUCAGACAGCAAGGAGUGGUAUGGUGUAGCUGAGCAAGCUGUCAGUGCCAUCUACGCUAUUUCCAAGCACCCCGAUACUCUCUGUUCAGACAUCAUUCGACGAAGGGCAAAGCAAAUCUUUGGACAACCCCGAUCGCCCCCAUCUUCGCAGCCCAACUCUCGACCCGGAUCGCGCGAUGAGACUAAGCAUACACCAAGUGAAGAUCCAACUCAAACACAAACCCAGUCUCAAUCCCAGUCCCAGGGCGAGAAGUCCAAGAAGCGUGACAACGCCAUCGCUCUGUCGCAGCUUCUCUUCAUCGUUGGCCACGUCGCCAUCAAGCAGAUUGUUCACCUUGAACUGUGCGAGCUCGACUUCAAGCGAAGAAAGCAGGAGAAGGAGAAGCAGGGUCCCGCGAAGAGCGACAAGGACAAGGAGGACGCGGACGAGCUGGAUCUCAUCGGAGGUACAACCGAAGACGACUUUACAGAAGCCAUGACACUCAUUCGUGAGCGAGAACUUUUGUACGGCCCUGAGUCGCUACUUGCUGUCUUUGGUCCUCUGGUGUCCGAGAUCUGCGCCAACAACACUACAUAUGCCGAUAAGGGACUUCAGGCCGCCGCGACACUCUGCCUCGCCAAGCUUAUGUGUGUGUCGGCGGAGUACUGUGAGACCAACCUGCCACUGCUUAUUACCAUCAUGGAGCGAUCACCCAACGCGACAGUCCGAAGCAAUGCCGUCAUCGCCCUUGGAGAUAUGGCUGUUUGCUUCAACCACCUCAUUGAUGAAAAUACCGACUUCUUGUACCGUCGUCUGGCUGAUGACGAUGCCUCGGUCAAGCGAACUUGUCUCAUGACAUUGACUUUCCUGAUUUUGGCCGGACAAGUCAAGGUCAAGGGUCAGCUUGGUGAGAUGGCCAAGUGUCUUGAGGAUGAGGAUCGUCGAAUCGCGGAUAUGGCAAGAAUGUUCUUCACUGAGCUCAGUACCAAGGACAAUGCUGUCUACAACCACUUUGUCGACAUGUUCAGUCUGCUCAGUGCCGGUGACAACAUGGACGAGGAGAGUUUCCGCAGAAUUAUCAAGUUCUUGCUUGGCUUUGUCGAAAAGGACAAGCACGCCAAGCAACUGGCAGAGAAGCUUGCGGCUCGUCUCAGCCGGUGCGAGACAGAAAGGCAAUGGAACGAUGUCGCUUUUGCGUUGGGUAUCCUACAGCACAAGAACGAAGAAAUCACCAAGCUGGUGUCGGAAGGUUACAGGGUCGUUCAGUCCCAUGCUUGA